This is a messenger RNA of Eutrema salsugineum, 1900 nucleotides long. RefSeq names its product general transcription and DNA repair factor IIH subunit TFB2. Gene Ontology annotation, cellular component: transcription factor TFIIH core complex; transcription factor TFIIH holo complex. Gene Ontology annotation, molecular function: double-stranded DNA binding; ATPase activator activity. The coding region runs from base 359 to 1717 and encodes 452 amino acids. NCBI's taxonomy places the organism in Eukaryota, Viridiplantae, Streptophyta, Magnoliopsida, Brassicales, Brassicaceae. The transcript is spliced from 15 exons. The record is from RefSeq and is a predicted model, not a curated record. Gene Ontology annotation, biological process: nucleotide-excision repair.
UCGGUGGCUUAAUUCGAUCUUCGAAUCCUGCUCAUGCUCAUCCUCUUCCUCAGUCUUGUUCGAUUCUGGGUGAUAAUUAGCGAUUCUAGGAUUCUUCGAGGCAAAAUUUAACCGCAACUCUAUAUUCUACUCUGUUUUGUCUCCAACUUUAACUGAAGGUCACUAUUCGACUCUGGAGUUUGUUUUACAGUCCUGUUUUGGAUUUGGGUUGAUGUGGAGAUGCUUUAAUUAUCUAUCUGUUGCGUCGAGCUGAUCGCUGUGAGGAAGAAAUCCUAUUUUCGUUGAAACUGUGGAGUCGCAGAGUUCGUACAACACUUUCCGAACAGGUCUAGUGAGUAGGAAUCCCCAUUAGCGAAAUAUGCCGCAGGUUAAGAUCAUCGCGAAAAAUUUCAUGGACAUGGUGGCGUCUCUUACUGCCAUCAAGCUCGAUAAACUCUACAACAAUGUCUUCAUCUGCGAGGCCAUUCUCAGGUCUUUGCCACCUCUCGCCAAGAAAUAUGUAUUGCAGUUGUUGUACACUGAUGUUCCUGUACCUGCCACGAUGUUGGAAGAAUGGGUGCUUGCAGAUGGCGUCUCUAAGCACAGAGCUGCUAUAGAUCGAAUGAUUCAAUUAAGGAUUUUCAUGGAAACGACAGAUAGGAAAAAGGGAACCAGUUACAGCCUAAAUCCUACAUUUCAAAAGAAUCUUCAGAAACAUAUAAUUUCUGGUGGAGUUUUGCCUAGGGAGCCUAUGAACUCUAACAAUGCCAUUAAGCUUCCAAGUCUACAAGAACUCGAAACCUAUGCACUUCAGCAAUGGGAGUGUUUCUUGCUACAACUCAUAAAUUCGGGUCAAGGUGAGAAGCUAACUGGUAUCAGUUCGUCCAUGAUGAAAAUCUUCCAGAGAGGUUUAUUGAGUCAGAGAGACAGAGAUGGCCCGAGAUUAACUGAGAGUGGCUUUCAGUUUUUGCUGAUGGAUACAAAUGCCCAGCUUUGGUAUAUUAUCCGAGAAUACAUAUCGAAUGCCGAGGAGCGAGAUGUAGAUCCAGCAGAGUUAAUUUCGUUUUUGUUAGAGCUUAGUUUUCAUGUUACUGGUGAGGCGUAUAACUUAAAUACCUUGACAGAAGUUCAAAGAAAUACACUUAAAGACCUUGCAGACUUGGGAUUAGUCAAGCUUCAACAGGGAAGGAAAGACAGUUGGUUUAUUCCUACUAAACUGGCUACAAAUUUAUCAGUCAGUCUGGCAGAUUCAUCAAUCCGAAAAGAGGGAUAUGUCAUGAUGGAAACAAACUUCAGGAUGUAUGCUUACUCAACAUCUAAGUUACAAUGUGAAAUUUUACGUCUGUUUGCGAGGAUAGAGUACCAACUUCCAAACCUUAUUGCUUGUGCAAUUACAAAGGAAAGCUUGUACAAUGCAUUUGACAAUGGCAUCACAUCAGACCAGAUUAUAACUUUUCUCCAGCAGAAUUCUCAUCCACGAUGUGCUGAUCGAGUACCAUCUAUUCCAGAAAAUGUCACUGACCAGAUACGGCUUUGGGAGUCAGAUCUGAAGAGAAUCGAGAUGACACAGGCUCACUUCUACGAUGAAUUUCCUUCAAAGGAUGUGUUUGAAGCAGCUUGUGACUUUGCUCGAGAAUGGAGAGGCCUUCUCUGGGAAGACUCUAAGAGAAUGCGACUUGUUGUGAAAUCCGAAGUUCACAAUAAGAUGCGUGAGUUUCUUCACACCCAAAGCAAGUAAAGUUUUGAAAUUCACAAGGGGGAUGAUUGGGGAUGUUUUCAAAUUUCCUCUUAUUCAUUUGAUGAUUCUCUAAAAUGUUUUAAAACCUGUCUUAAUGAAUCAUGCAAUUGUUAGAAUUAUUCGAAAUCCAAGGUUAUUGAAUCAGCCAUUUGUAAAAGUUCUUUAAAACCUCGUAUUUUUUGG